AAACGUCUAUUUUGCUUACUGUAAAGACAAGGUGUGGAGGGGACAACCGGCAGUAGUGCCAUUGUUUGUGGUCUAGUAACUGUAGGCAAUGUGAAGCGCUUCUGUACCACGGAAGAUGCCUGAGGAAAUCACACAAUGCAUUAUAUAACUUCAAUUGUCGUAUGUCAUCGUGUGAGAUCAGUAUUUGUGCUGGUUGGAUGUCUGAAACUAUGUCGGCAUUUAACCUGGAACGUUUCCGUUUUGAUAAGACCAAGAAAAUAGAUAAUGCCUUUGAUGGAAAUGGUUCUUCAAGUCGGCCAAGCACACCAGUUUCUCUGGAGGACAAUGUGACCAGCAUCCCUGAGACCCCUGAAGCUAAGAGGGCAAGCAACCCUUCACUUUUUAAAAAAGAUAAAGGUGUCAGUUUUCUGGAUUCAGACUCAGAAAAUGAAGAUCAUCAGAGCAACCAGAAAUCACAUACAGGGGAGGAGAAUGGCACAUCCGAUUCGGUAACAGAUGAUUCUGCGGAUGAAUAUCUUGCUGUUAAAAGGGCACCAGGCUCUGCAUUUAAAAGGGCACCAGCCUCUACACAGGAAAAGGAUGGAUCCAAAUCUAAGAAACUCCAUAGGCUUAAGGAAAUUUUCCCUAAACAGAACAAUAAAGAGCUAUUGCAACUAAUUGAAUCAACAAGCACUCUUGACGGAGCAGUAGCUGCUGGAGUAGUUUUGUUUAGUAAAGAAGGUUCAUCCCGAAAGAGGAAAUUAGAUGAAGACAGCUCUCCGGUUCAUGAUGGCAUCAAUGGAAAAACCACAAAGAAAACAAAAAUUGAUGCAGCAUCAGAUGAAGAUAGUUCUCUAUCUGAAGAUGACUGGGAAAAGCAAGAAGCAAGUGUAAAGAAGUUGCAACGGCACUUUCCUGAUUUGGAUAAAGAGGAGCUUAGAGAAGUUCUUCAAGAGCAUGACUGGUCCUUCCAUGAAGCCUUAGAAGCUUUAAAACUUUUUGCAGAAGAUGAGACAGAUACUUUGAAAAAUGCUUCCAAAAAGGAGGUUUCAAACGGAAAAGAGCUCUCCAGAAAAAAUGACCAUAAAAGCAGUGCCAAAGCAAAGGCAAACCAGCUUUCUAAUAAAACAAUGGCUCAAAAUGGUGUAAAGAAAAAAGCAAAAGGGAAAAAAAAUUCUGAAAGUGCCAAAAGGGACACGAGGGACCUAGAGAGCGAGGAAUCUGCCUCUGAGGCUGGAAGUUGCCUGGAUGAGGACUAUAGCAGUGGUGAUGAGAAACUGGAAGAGGAAUACAAAACAAAAAUCCUUAGCUUCUUGCAGGAUGCUUCACUAGAUGAACUGUAUUUGAUACCUCAUUGUUCUCAUAAAAAAGCUCAGAAGAUCACUGAGCUCCGGCCCUUCAGCUCUUGGGAAUCUCUGUUUGAAAAACUGAGCAGGUCUAAUGGCCUUUCACAAGAUCUGAUAUGGGACUGUCAAACAUUGAUAAAGGAAAGAGAGGUGGUUAUGAAGCUUAUGAAUAAAUGUGAAGAGAUUUCACGGACACUGACGAAACAGGUGACAAAGCUUACAGAAGAUGGGGAAUGUGGAUGGAAUAUUGAGCAGCCUUCAAUAAUGUCAGAAAACUUGGUCCUUAAACCAUAUCAGAAGAUUGGUUUGAAUUGGCUUGCAUUGCUGCACAAGCACAACGUUAAUAUGAUUCUUGCAGAUGAAAUGGGUCUGGGAAAGACUGUUCAAGCCAUAGCAUUUCUUGCAUACCUUUACAUCACUGGUGAUACAGGUCCUCAUCUUGUGGUUGUACCUGCUUCAACAAUGGAUAACUGGAUUAGAGAGUUCAACCAGUGGUGUCCUAGUAUGAAUAUUUUACUUUAUUAUGGCUCUCAAGAGGAACGAAGGCAUUUACGCUAUGACAUACUAAACAAAGUUGUUGAAUUCAAUGUAAUAGUGACAACAUACAAUUGUGCAAUCAGCAGUGCUGAAGAUCGCAGCUUGUUUCGGCGCCUCAAGCUUAAUUUUGCUGUUUUCGAUGAAGGCCACAUGUUGAAGAACAUGAGUGCAAUUCGCUACCAGCACCUUAUGACUUUAAAUGCCAAGAGUCGCUUACUACUGACUGGAACUCCAGUGCAGAACAACCUGUUAGAACUCAUGUCUCUCCUAAACUUUGUAAUGCCUCACAUGUUCAGCAGCAGCACCAGUGAGAUCAAGAGAUUGUUUUCUUCUAAAGCGAAAUCCACUGAUGAACAAAGUACAUUUGAAAAGGAGAGAAUUGCUCAUGCCAAGCAAAUUAUGAAGCCAUUUAUACUGAGGAGAGUGAAAAAUGAGGUUCUUAAACAGCUACCGCCUAAACAAGACCAAAUUAAGUUUUGCCCAAUGUCCAAAAAACAGGACCAGCUAUACAGUGGCCUAUUGAAUAAAUUAAAGAAGUCAAUUGAUGCAACAGAGAAGAAUUCAGAACUAUGCAAUGUAAUGAUGCACUUGAGAAAAAUGGCUAACCACCCUUUGCUACACAGGCAGUAUUAUACAGCAGAGAAACUAAGAACCAUGUCUAAACUAAUGCUCAAGGAACCUACUCACUGUGAAGCAAACCCAGAUCUCAUCUUUGAAGAUAUGGAAGUAAUGACAGACUUUGAGCUACAUAGACUGUGUGGGGAAUUUACCACACUUUCACAGUAUAAAUUAGAAAAGGAGCUGAUACUGGAUUCUGGGAAAUUUAAUAUACUGGAAAAGCUUUUAUCUGAUAUUAAGAAAAAGGGAGACAGAGUUGUAUUAUUUAGUCAAUUUACCAUGAUGUUGGAUAUUAUUGAAGUUUUCCUGAAGCAUCACCAGCAUAGAUAUAUCAGGCUGGACGGGAAAACGCAAAUAUCGGAAAGGAUACAUCUUAUAGAUGAGUUUAACACUGACAUGGAUAUAUUUAUAUUCCUUCUGUCAACCAAAGCGGGGGGACUUGGGAUCAAUCUGACGUCCGCAAACAUCGUCAUUCUCCAUGAUAUAGACUGCAACCCUUACAAUGACAAGCAGGCAGAGGAUCGAUGCCACAGAGUCGGCCAGACCAAGGAAGUAAAAGUGAUCAAGUUGAUUGGCAAAGGAACCAUUGAAGAGUCAAUGCUGAAAAUCAGUCAGCAGAAAUUAAGGCUUGAACAAGAUAUGACAACUGUAGACACAGGAGAUGAAGGGACCAUCCCUCUGGACAUGGCUACUUUACUGAAAACAUCCCUAGGUCUUUAAUGAAACGGCAAGUCUGCUAUGUUCCGACACCAGAUAUAAAGUAGCAGAUGAAGCCAGUCGUUUUCUUCCUACUGACUUUGCAAUUACUGAAAAUUUGUACUUUUUUUUUUUUUUGUAACCAUUUGAUAUUAAAGCUGCUCCAAUAAAUAAACCUUCAGCUGUUUAACAAAGCUGAGCUGUUCUGACACAAGAUGUACAUUCUCUUCCCAGCUGCACUUGGGUGCCAUGUUUUUCCGCACUUUCCGUAUGAGAAAUGGGCACAGACCCUUUAGCGCUUAUAUGGUGGGUAUUUUUGUACUGCCAGUGCUUUCCUACCUCUGAUGCUCUCGGCUGUAUCCAGGGAAUAACGUAUAUUUUUAUCAAGACGCUGAUGCUGGCUUGUUUUUUUUUUUUUUUCCCUGUUACGUUGGUUAGAAAAGUUCAAGGAAUAAUAAAACGAUCACUUGAAAUUUAGUUUAAGAAAUGUUUUUUUUUUCUUAUUUGUAAACUAAAUACAAAAAAAAUAAAAUAUUUGUAACCUG
Molecule: messenger RNA, 3721 nt
Organism: Xenopus laevis (African clawed frog)
Lineage: Eukaryota; Metazoa; Chordata; Amphibia; Anura; Pipidae
Gene: smarcad1.L
Product: SWI/SNF-related matrix-associated actin-dependent regulator of chromatin subfamily A containing DEAD/H box 1
Exons: 24
Coding region: 162-3200 (1012 amino acids)
Source: RefSeq, a predicted model, not a curated record